AUGACUUCUGAGCGUGAGAACAAGACAUUCCUCGCCCGCCUUUGCGAGCAGGCUGAGCGCUACGAUGAGAUGGUCACGUACAUGAAGGAAGUCGCCAACAUUGGAGGCGAACUUACCGUCGAUGAGCGUAACCUUCUCUCCGUUGCCUACAAGAACGUGGUCGGUACCCGCCGUGCUUCCUGGCGUAUCAUCUCCUCCAUUGAACAGAAGGAGGAGUCCAAGGGUUCUGAGCAGCACGUCUCGAUCAUCCGUGACUACCGCCAGAAGAUCGAAACCGAGCUGGAGAAGGUCUGUCAGGAUGUUCUUGACGUUCUGGACGAGUCUCUCAUCCCCAAGGCCGAGACCGGCGAGUCCAAGGUUUUCUACUACAAGAUGAAGGGCGACUACCACCGUUAUCUCGCUGAGUUUGCUUCUGGCAACAAGCGCAAGGUUGCCGCUACUGCUGCUCACGAGGCCUACAAGAAUGCCACCGACGUUGCCCAGACUGACCUCACUCCCACUCACCCCAUCCGCUUGGGUCUUGCAUUGAACUUCUCCGUGUUCUACUACGAAAUCCUGAACUCGCCCGAUCGUGCCUGCCACCUUGCCAAGCAGGCUUUCGAUGAUGCCAUCGCCGAGCUCGACUCGCUCUCGGAGGAAAGCUACCGUGACAGCACUCUUAUCAUGCAGCUUCUGCGUGACAACCUUACUCUUUGGACCUCUUCCGAUGGCCAGGAGCCUGAGGGUGCUUCCAAGGAAGACAAGCCUGAAGAGGAGUCUGCCCCUGCUACCGAGGACAAGGGUGAGGAAUCCAAGCCUGCCGCCCCUGAGUCUUAAAGCGACAAAUUGGACGUUUUCUUUUGUAUCAAAAACAGCGUUGUGCGCUCGGCGCCUAUUUGGAGAGGGUUCGGAUUCUCCCUGGAAGUGUUUACGAUGGUCUGUUUUAGCUGCGUGACUGGUUUGGACCGGCACGUAUCUUCUACUUGUUCGGGAUCGUGUGGGUCGGCCGGCGGAGUUUGAUAUUUGGAGAGCGAAGAAAAGGGGCUGAGCGGAAUUUAUCUCUCUUUUACUGUUUCUAUUCCCAACCCCCAGAGCAAGAUACAACGUGUUAUUCCACCCCCCCUUUUUUGUUCUCUUUUCUGUGCUUGCUUGCCCGCGUUAUCUCUACUGUUUUCUCGUACAUCAUCCCAUAAGCCCCGCGAAUAUUUGAAUUUAAACUUAGUAGUCGUUCUACUCAAAGACGUGCGACUUUAUAGAGUCGACGCCCUGAAGGAUGAAGCAUACCCCGUCUUUUUAGUUCGAUGGUAUCAUUGUUAGAAAUACCAUACACACUUGUGGUACAGUGA
Aspergillus nomiae NRRL 13137 is the source of this 1325-nucleotide messenger RNA. RefSeq names its product 14-3-3 adaptor artA-like protein. Gene Ontology annotation, cellular component: cytoplasm. The record is from RefSeq and is a predicted model, not a curated record. Bases 1 to 816 code for a protein of 271 amino acids. The transcript is spliced from 8 exons. Gene Ontology annotation, biological process: signal transduction. NCBI's taxonomy places the organism in Eukaryota, Fungi, Ascomycota, Eurotiomycetes, Eurotiales, Aspergillaceae.